Hylaeus anthracinus is the source of this 1732-nucleotide messenger RNA. Its product is annotated as cytochrome P450 9e2-like. The transcript has 2 exons. The record is from RefSeq and is a predicted model, not a curated record. The coding region runs from base 65 to 1573 and encodes 502 amino acids. Gene Ontology annotation, molecular function: iron ion binding; oxidoreductase activity, acting on paired donors, with incorporation or reduction of molecular oxygen; heme binding. NCBI's taxonomy places the organism in Eukaryota, Metazoa, Arthropoda, Insecta, Hymenoptera, Colletidae.
GUCUGUCGUGAAUGAAUACCAGGAUCAUCGACUAGCUGGUGACAGUCUCGAAAACACUUUGAAGAUGGACCUGUGUGCAACAACUUUAACCCUCGUGGCAGCGUUCCUCCUCGUGUACCACUUCCUGUGGAAGCCGAUGAAGUACUUCGAGCGACUGGGAAUCCCACACGAACCUUGGAUUCCGAUCCUAGGCCACAUAGCACCUCCCUUGUUCCGUCGUAUCUUCAUGGGAGAUUAUCUUCAGCGGAUGUACAAUCGUUUCUCGGAUGCCAAGUAUUUUGGAUUCUAUAAUUUCACCACGCCCGUGAUAGUGCUUCGCGACCCUGAACUUCUCACCUCGAUCACAGUGAAAAACUUUGACAACUUCACCGACCAUCGCGGCUUCGUUGACGAGGAGCUGGACCCUCUGAUGGGGAAGAACCUGUUUGCUCUUCGCGGUGAUCGCUGGCGAGAGAUGAGGAAGACGUUGAGUCCAUCCUUCACCUCUUCCAAGAUGAAGAUCAUGUUUAACCUGAUCGUCGAUUGCGCAGAUAAUUUCACCAACCACAUCGCCAAGGAAUCGAAAGGAGGGAAGGUGUAUAACUUGAAGAAGAUCUUUGGACGAUACGCAACCGAUGUUAUCGCAACGUCCAGCUACGGGGUCGCUAUCGACUCAAUGAAGCAUCCCAACAACGAGUUCUACGUAUUCGCUGAAAACUCGAUAAACUUGUCGCCUGUCAAGUCCUUAAAGCUGAUGAUAGGAAAUAACUUUCCUAGAUUGACCAAACUGUUUGGGAUUAAGAUCAUGAGCGAUGAGGAUCGCCGUUACAUCACUGGUGUUGUUGCAAACGCUGUUACUACGAGGAAAGAACAGGGUAUCUACCGUCCAGACAUGAUCCAAUUGAUGAUGGAGGCGAGGAACAAGGACGGAACGGAGCUAACCAUCGACGAAAUGACAAAUCAAGCGUACGUCUUCUUCCUGGCAGGGUAUGACACGUCCUCUAGCUUCCUGUGCUUCACUGUUCACGAGAUCGCAGCGAAUCCAGACGUGCAAGCCAAGUUGCGAGCAGAGAUCCAGGAAGUUGUUCGAAAGACAGGUGGAAGUCUCUGCUACGAUGCCAUCAAGGAGAUGACUUACAUGGACGCAGUCCUGAAGGAAUCAGGCAGACUAUACCCUGUAGUGACACGACUAGACCGUGUAUGCGUGGAAGAAUUCACGUUUCCACCAGCGACUCCGAAUUCGAAGCCAUUCACCAUGAAACCAGGGGGACUCGUGUGGUUCAUGCCUUUCGCCAUCCAGCGUGACCCAAAAAACUUCCCUGAUCCACUCAAGUUCGAUCCCAAUAGGUUUCUGAACGACGACGUUCCUCAAAACAUUAACGUUCCGUUCGGUAUAGGCCCAAGAAUCUGCAUAGCGAAGAGAUUUGCUUUGAUGGAGGCUAAGAUCGUGUUAAUCUACCUCUUAUUGCGCUGCGAGAUAGAACCCUGCGCUCAGACCACGUUACCAAUGAGAUUCGACAAAAAGAGAUUCGGGCUGGUUGCUGACAAUGGGUUCUGGCUGAACUUCAAGGCUAGGGAUGAAGCUGUUAUUUGAGAAUAGAAUUGUUGGAUAAAGGGAAGCUUCUUUUGGAAAAUGCUUUGAUUGUGAUAUACUUAUGUAUUAAGAUUAAAUACUAUGAUACUAUGGUCAAACUGUUUGUUAACAUACUGUUUAUUUAAGAGAAUAAAGAAUCCUCUGUACUAAAGUAACCUA